Messenger RNA from Phodopus roborovskii (desert hamster), 514 nucleotides. Its product is annotated as CD209 antigen-like protein C. Lineage: Eukaryota; Metazoa; Chordata; Mammalia; Rodentia; Cricetidae. The record is from RefSeq and is a predicted model, not a curated record. The coding region runs from base 1 to 492 and encodes 163 amino acids. The transcript has 5 exons.
AUGGACCCUGAUGUUCCCAACUCCCAGGAGCAGGAACAGGAAAAGCAACGCAUCCACCAGGAACUAGACCACCUGAAGGCUGGUCUAGACAACCUGUGCCGCCCCUGCCCCUGGGACUGGACCCUCUUCCAAGGAAACUGUUACUUCUUCUCCACAUUCCAACUGCCCUGGAAGGACGCUGUCAAUGCUUGCGAGGAAGUAGGGGCCCAACUUGUUGUCAUCAAGAGUGAUGAGGAGCAGGGCUUCCUGAAGCAGACCUCUAAGAAGAAAGGCUAUGCCUGGAUGGGGCUGUCAGACAUGAAACAGGAAGGCCAAUGGCUGUGGGUGGAUGGUUCACCGCUGAAAUGGAGGAAAUAUUGGGCUCCAAAGGAGCCCAAUAACCUGGUUGACGAGGACUGUGCAGACUUUUCAGAUAAUGGAUGGAAUGAUAACUUAUGUUCCUUGGAGAAAUUGUGGAUCUGCAAGAAGCCUGCAUCUCAUUGUUCUAGGUGAAAUCUAUCCAUCUCAUGGUCAC